Messenger RNA from Mustela lutreola (European mink), 3658 nucleotides. It is a transcript of the gene SRRM3, whose product is annotated as serine/arginine repetitive matrix 3. Bases 154 to 2352 code for a protein of 732 amino acids. The transcript is spliced from 18 exons. NCBI's taxonomy places the organism in Eukaryota, Metazoa, Chordata, Mammalia, Carnivora, Mustelidae. The record is from RefSeq and is a predicted model, not a curated record. Gene Ontology annotation, molecular function: mRNA binding.
CGCGGGGAGACGGAGGGCGCGGGGCCGCGGGGGCCGCCGAGCUGCGCUGCCGAGCCGAGCGGAGGAAGGAGCCGGGACUAGCGGGGCCGGAGGGCCUGGUUUCAGCACCCGGCGGAGCGCGGCGGUCAGCGGGGAGGGCCGAGGCCAGCCGCGAUGUCCUCCACAGUCAACAACGGGGCGGCCAGCAUGCCCUCCCCACCGGACGCGGCGAACGGCUUCCCGCAGCCCGGCGCCUCCUCGGGGGCCUGGCCGCGGACGGAGGAGGAGUUGCGCGCCGCCGAGCCGGGCCUGGUGAAGCGCGCGCACCGCGAGAUCCUGGACCACGAGCGCAAGCGGCGCGUGGAGCUCAAGUGCAUGGAGCUGCAGGAGAUGAUGGAGGAGCAGGGGUACUCAGAGGAGGAGACCCGGCAGAAGGUCAGGACUUUCCGGCAGAUGCUGAUGGAGAAGGAGGGAAUGCUCACCAGGGAGGACCGACCUGGGGGCCACAUCGUGGCAGAGACCCCGCGGCUGCUCGAGGGCGCGGAACCGGGCCUGGAGUACGCGCCCUUGGACGAGGACGACGGCCCCGUGGACUGCGACUGCCCGGCCGCCUGCUACCGCGGGCACCGGGGGUACAGAACCAAGCACUGGUCCAGCAGCUCCGCGUCGCCCCCUCCCAAGAAGAAGAAGAAAAAGAAAGGCGGCCACCGACGAAGCCGCAAAAAGAGGAGACUGGACUCCGAGUGCAGCUGUGGCAGCUCCUCACCCCUGCGCAAGAAGAAGAAAAGUGUGAAGAAGCACCGCAGAGACAGGUCUGAUUCCGGGUCCCGGAGGAAGAGACGACACAGAUCUCGAAGCCCCAAGAGCAAAAGAAAAGAGAAGAACAAAGAGAGGAAGAGGCCACACGGGGAGUCCCCAGGUCGGAGGUCCAAUCGCCACAGCAGCGGCAGCUCCCAGAGCCCCUCCCUCUCCUCCCGUUACAGCGAUUCCAGAUCGCCCAGCAGGCUGAGCCCCAAGCACCGAGAUGACGGGCGGAAGACAGGCAGCCAGCGGUCCAGCGGGAGCCGGUCACCCUCCCCGUCUGGCGGCAGCGGAUGGGGGUCGCCCCAGCAGAACGGCGGCAGCAGACAGCGGAGCGGAGCGCACGGGGGCCGCCCCGGCUCGGCGCACAGCCCGCCAGAUGUAGGUAUCCCGGCUCAGCUGUGCGCCCGCUCGCUCCCAUCUCCAGAUAAGCCCUGCCACUCUGCUUGGUUUGAAUGUGGUUUUCUCUCUCUUUCUCUCUCGAUCUCGCUCUGGAGGAAGUGCCACUUUAUUGAAGCCCAGCUCGCCCUCGCCCAGGGCCCGCGACCAGGCGGAGGCCGGCGCAGCCACGCCGCCCGCGCGGGGCAAGGAGAGCCCGAGCCCGCGCUCGGCGCCGUCGUCUCAGGGCAGAGGAGGCCGCGCGGCGGGCGGGGCGGCCAGGCGGCGGCGGCGGCGGCGGCGGCGGCGGCGCUCCCGGUCCUCGGCGUCCGCGCCCCGCCGCAAGGGCCGCCGGCGCGCCCGGCCCGCACCGCCCCGGGGCUCGUCGCGCUCGCUCAGCAGGGCCCGCUCCAGCAGCGACUCCGGCGGCGGCGGCGGUGGCGGCGGCGGCGGCGGCAGCGGCGCCCCGGGUCCCGGGCCGGAGCCCGGUUCCGAGCGAGGCCACGGCGCGCACGGGAAACGGGCCAAGGAGCGGCCCCCGCGCGCCCGGCCGGCCAGCACCUCCCCGUCCCCGGGCGCGCACGGCAGGCACGGCGGCCCGGAGGGGAAGAGCUCGUCGCGCAGCCCAGGCCCCCACCCGCGCUCGUGGAGCUCCAGCCGCUCGCCCUCCAAGUCCCGCUCGCGCUCGGCGGAGAAGAGGACCCGCAGCCCCAGCCGCUCGCCGUCGCCCAAGAAAACCCUGGGCCGGGACAAGGACGGCGAGGGCCGCGCGAGGCACGCCGAGGCCGAGGCCGCCCGCGCGCGGCGCCGCUCCCGCAGCUACUCGCCCAUCCGCAAGCGGCGCCGGGACUCGCCCAGCUUCAUGGAGCCGCGGCGCAUCACCAGGUCCAGCCUGCCGAGUGGCCUGUGGCCAGCCUGGGGGCCGGGUGGACCCCCUCCCCACAGGCUGCCGGGGAGAUGCCCAUUGCCCGAAAGCGCCCCAUCCCCUACUACCGGCCCAGCCCAUCGUCCUCCUCCAGCUGCCUGAGCAGCGACUACUCAAGCCGGAGCCCCAGCCGCAGCCCCAGCCCAGGCCACAGCCACGGAAGCUACAGCAGCCGCAGCCGUGGGACCCGCAGCCGCACGCGCAGCCCCUCCCGGACCCCCAGUCCCAGCUACCACAGCCGGAGCAGCUCAGAGAGUGGGGGCUUCUGAGCCCAGAGAGACCGAGCUUGGUGCCCCCGGCAUAGGGAAAGGCGAGGGGUCAGGCCCCAGGACCUGUGAGGGGGCCUGCACCCCUCUGCUACAAAGAGGUCCCCAGGCCAGGGAAGACCUUGAGGGUGGGUGCCCUGCAGAGGAGGAGGAGCUGGGUUCUGCUGCUUCUAGAGGGUCCCCACCCCCACCUCCUGCCUGCCCACCGUGUCCAGGGAACAAAGAGCCUUUGCGAACACAGGGAUCACCCUGUCCCCCUUCCUGCUUGAUGCCAGCUCGCCAGGCUGGGGACAGCUCAGUGGACCCAGGAACACCUUGGAAGGUGCCAGACCUGGGAGCCUCCCCUACCCUCUCCACAGCGCCCUGGGAUCCUCUCUACCAAUGGGCAGACAAAGCCGUGGGAAGGCAAGCAGGAUCUAAGUUAGACAGAAGGAAGAAUGGCCCAACCUUCGGUGCAUCACCACCCAGACUGGGAUGCUGCUUCCUUCUAGACCGGUUGCAGGAUCCUGGCUCAGAGCUGGAAGCCGGCUCCACAGUCUCCAGCAGCCCUUCCCCUGGCCCAGGAGUCCCCAGACCGAGCGGGUGGGCCCCAGCCUGAGGAGCUAGGGAGCUCACUCUUAGUCCCCCCUCUCCUCUCCAGGCCAGGCUCUCCUCUUCAGCGCUCACCCCAUGCCCUGGGCCAAGGCCACAGCAGCCAGGCCUUCUGCAUGACAAGAGGUGGGACAUUCAGACCACAAUGUAUCUGGCCAUGAGGCCUAAAGGGGUUCGGAUCAGAAGGUGGAGGAGAGAGGGGUAGAUAGAAGAGCCUGGAGGAGCAGGAGAGGGCAGUGCAGUCCGAUGACCGAGCAAGGCCUGGUGUCCCGGUGUGCCCUGUGUCUGGGACAUGGGCCAGAGGGUACCACAGGAUCACCGGCAUAGGAUAACACGCACUUCAGGGCCUGCCCAAGGGAGCACUUCCUUCUUGGGUUUGGUGGGGAGGUGGUCAGUGGAGGCUACCCAGAGAAGGGUGCUACAGCCCUUUGAAGAAAGGGUAAGAUCUAGACUGAGGGCCUUGACCUGGGCAUCCAUGGGGAAGCAGUGGCCCUCCCCCCGCCAGCCCUCUGCUGCUGCUCCCAGCCCACUCCUCCUGGGGCCCUCAGGGAUCUCACAAAGUCUUCCUUGGCCCAACAGGGCACCUGCCCUGGGCUCCCAUGGGGGGAGGGGUCUGGGGUCUGGUCCGGGUUCCCCCUCUCUCUAUUCCCCCCUCCCUCUUUCUCCGCGGUGCGGAUAAAAAUUGGACUCUAAUAAAACACUUGGUGCCCGGAUGGCA